GGUCGAUCACCUAAGUCAGCAUGUUGAUACUGAUCACUAUCCUAGUCGCACUCUUUUCUGGUAUCUAUUUGAUUGGCCAGCGACUUCUCUGGGGCCCGCUAAGCCAUAUUCCAGGACCGAAACUCGCAGCGCUUUCGGGGUUGUAUGAGUUCUACUAUGAUGUCGUCAGGAAGGGUCCUUUUACCUGGAAGAUUAAUGAGCUCCACGAUCGAUAUGGCGAAAUCGUCAGAAUCAGUCCGGUCGAGGUUCACAUCCGGGACUCAUCAUUUCUUGAUUCUGCGUUCCCACUCUCUCAUGCUCGCCCUGUCGAAAAAUGGCCACCAGCAAUGCGCAUGUUCGGGUCUCGGUCCAGGGCAGAAGCUACCAAAACGCAGGCCUAUCGAAACUCGUUACCGGGCAAGUUUUUCAGCAAGACUGCGGCAAACCUGCACGCUGCAAAGAUGCAAGCCAGACUUCGCCGUCUUGUUGCACGCCUCGAUCCUCUGAUAGGCACAGGCACGGUCGUAAAUCUCACAGAUGUUAUCGGAGGCUUGAUGCAGGAUUUCAUCUUGGAAUUAUGCUUCGGCUGUUGUCAUGAGAAUGUUGAUACGAAAGAUUUCGGCAGUCGUCAAUAUCAUAUGAACCUGGACCCACUUCGAUGGAUACAUUUCUAUGCCAAUAUCUUCCCACUCAUGCGUGUGGUUGAGAAACUUCCUUCUUCGAUACUGCGACUCGUUGCACCUGAGCUUGCCGAUCUUCCUCUGCUCAGGCAGCAGUGGCGCAGUCUGUUUCAGGAGAUGUUGGCUAGUAAGGACGAACAGCACAAUACACUGUUCGCUCAUUUGUAUAGGGAGAGCCCGAGCCUUGAUAUGCCUGGCAAUGAGGAACGUAUGAUAGGCGAGGCUGCGGCUUUUGUGGGUGCUGGGUCAUUGACGCCUACCGAGGCCAUCAAGAACACAAUUUAUUUCGUCUUCGCAGACGAGCGUGUUCGCGAUCUCGCCGUUACUGAGAUCGAACAAGCCUUCCUUUUCGAUGAUGUAGAAUUGGGACUGGAGAAGUUGCAAAAGCUUCCGUACCUGUCUGCGAUCAUGCACGAGUCCUUGCGCCUGAGUCACGGCGUACCUCAUCGUUUGCAGCGGAUCCAUAAGCAGACGCCAGUCUUGUACAAGUCACCGACAAGUGGGCAGGAAUAUCUCAUCCCUCCGGGCACGCCCGUAGGCAUGACGAGCAGUUUUGUUUGUGAAGAUCCAGCCAAGUUUCCAAAGCCAAGGGAGUUCUUGCCAGAGAGAUGGACCCACCUCUCACCACCCGAGCAGAUCAAGACCUUCCAGGAUGAGAUGAUAGUGUUCGGGAAGGGAGGUCGGAAUUGUGUUGGCAUUAACAUCGCGUACGCCGCCAUGUACACAGUAGUUGGUGCUUGGCUUCGUCGAUACGGCAAUUCUACACGAUUGCUCGACGUGGAACGCGCGCGAGAUAUUGAUGCUUCGCAUGACUUCUUCAUUGCCGGUGUGAGCAAAGCAAGUCCCGGUCUCCUCAUCUGCCUGGAGAGAUAG
Molecule: messenger RNA, 1532 nt
Organism: Cercospora beticola
Lineage: Eukaryota; Fungi; Ascomycota; Dothideomycetes; Mycosphaerellales; Mycosphaerellaceae
Product: cytochrome P450
Molecular function (GO): monooxygenase activity; iron ion binding; heme binding
Source: RefSeq, a predicted model, not a curated record